ACAGGUGGUGUGGAGUUUGUCUUCCUCCUGCCAGCUUGGACGCAUUGUGAAGGGCCCAAAUGGAGGGAGCUGGCACCUUUCCUCGCCCCUCCCUUCCAAGCGUCACCCGGGCUCUGUACGAGCGAGUAAUACCCAAUGAUCAUCCGGUGCUGCUUCCCGCUGAUAAUCUGGUCACGGGCGCACGAAAAGUUUCAAACGGCGGAAGAGAAAGCAGUGGACAAGGGUGGGAUGACAAAGGGGAGCAAAGCCUGUUAAACCCCUUAUAUGUCAUGAAGCACGCGGAGGCCAUUGCGAGCGACGCUGUCGGCCGUCAGUUCGAAGCACUCGCCUCCGUCCUCCCUCACCUCCCUUCCUACUCCUUGUCGUCCCUGGCUCUCUUCACCCGCCAGCUUCUUCAACUCUUCCUCCUCGCCAAAAGCCCGACCUAUCGGGCAUUGCUCGUCGGGUUUUUGGAAACGGUGGAUUGG
This is a messenger RNA of Nannochloropsis gaditana CCMP526, 467 nucleotides long. RefSeq lists its product as uncharacterized. The annotation marks the transcript as partial. The transcript has 2 exons. The record is from RefSeq and is a predicted model, not a curated record.